Molecule: messenger RNA, 462 nt
Organism: Penicillium mononematosum
Lineage: Eukaryota; Fungi; Ascomycota; Eurotiomycetes; Eurotiales; Aspergillaceae
Exons: 1
Coding region: 1-462 (153 amino acids)
Source: RefSeq, a predicted model, not a curated record
AUGGCGUGGCCAUUAUACAACAUUGCCUUCAACGAUUCGAGUCCAUCCUACGAGCCCGGAUGGGACACCAGUGGCUUCAAAUGGCCUCAAGUCUCCCCUACUCAUCCAUCCUCUGUCUCCUGGGGCUCGGAGUCAUCCAUGUCUCCAAACCAUCUUUUAUACAACCAUUAUAUGCAGGAUUUGUCCGCACAACUCGAUCCUAAUUUUGCGAUGCCGGAAGCCUCAUAUGCCCUCGACCUAAGUCGCCUGAACCAGAAUGUCACACACUGUUUCUCGCUCGAGGGCAACGUCGCCGCCAAACCCUUUCCUAUGGACGCCGUCAGCCCGACUACUUGUGCCGCCUCCCCAUCCUCCGAUGGCUCUGUGCGAGAGACGCCUCGGCCAAAGGUCAACGCAGGCCAUUGUCCCAGUGUUGACACGCCAUAUCGCCACCAUGGAGCGCACAAAUCGAGCCCGGGGUAA